This is a messenger RNA of Anopheles coustani, 537 nucleotides long. It is a transcript of the gene UQCR-6.4, whose product is annotated as cytochrome b-c1 complex subunit 10. Gene Ontology annotation, biological process: mitochondrial electron transport, ubiquinol to cytochrome c. Bases 113 to 280 code for a protein of 55 amino acids. The transcript has 2 exons. Lineage: Eukaryota; Metazoa; Arthropoda; Insecta; Diptera; Culicidae. Gene Ontology annotation, cellular component: mitochondrial inner membrane. The record is from RefSeq and is a predicted model, not a curated record.
GAUUUUUGUCAGUUCAGCGCUCCAACGUUUUGGAUUUUCUCGAUUGCAGCAGACGCUCCUGUGCGGAUUUGUGCCCAGUAAAUUACCGAAACCAACCCCCGCCUAGUCGAAAAUGAGGAUUCCAAUGGGACGCAAACAGGCCGAGCAAGCAGCUCAAUGGGCGACAUCCGCUGGAGCUUAUGGAGCGGCCGCCGCCCUGCUCGGAUGCUACCUGACGGACUGGAAGGUCAUCGUUUCCUACAUCCCCUUCUACGGUGGCAAGUUUGACAAGAAGGAAUAAAUCUGCACAGAGGUCUCCCCCGAUCAGCUUGCAAUGGUGCGAGAGGUUAGCUUUAAAUCGAUUUAGCCACAAUUACCACCAAACCCGCGCGCAGAACAAAUCGCGAAGAAGAAGCGGCCAUCAUGCGGACACAACCGAUCCGCCGAAAUACUAGCAAAAUGUGUGCGAGCAUUAGUGACCGUGGUUGUUCGAUCUGUUCACCAAAUUCGCAGUUCAAUAAGAGUUCAACUUAACGAAACCAAAACAUACUUGUGCAG